This is a messenger RNA of Stegodyphus dumicola, 1821 nucleotides long. RefSeq lists its product as uncharacterized. The record is from RefSeq and is a predicted model, not a curated record. Lineage: Eukaryota; Metazoa; Arthropoda; Arachnida; Araneae; Eresidae.
AUGUCAUCGAUAAGUUCUAGGUUUUGUUGUGCUUCUUGUGACUGCUCAUUUUCUGUUAAAAGUAAUUUAUAUAGACACAUAAGAAAUUUUCAUUCUGAACAUAAGUUGGAAACUUAUAAUGAAAGAGAUUGUACUCUGUGUAAUGAAAGGUUUACUUCUAUGAAAGAGUUGCAUGACCACAUAGAUUCUGUCCAUACAGAUAUAAGGUUAAAUUUUCAGGAACUUAUUUUUCAUUCUAAAUCUGAAUUCGAAAAUUGGAAAGAAGAUGUUGAAAAAAGUAGUCAGUCCUUUUUUGCCAAACGAACGACUAAACGUUUGGCAGAUGGGACAAUUCGUAGUUAUUUCUUAUGUAAUAGAAGUGGUUCAUGUAAAAUAAAAACUGACAGAAUACGUCACAUGAAAUGUGGAGGUUCAAUUAAAAUAGGGAAAACAUGUCCUGCUGAAAUAAAAGUGUCAGAGAAAGAGAUCGGGGAUAUUUUUGAAAUUAAAGUUAGUUACCAAUCAGUGCAUGUUGGUCAUAGGCAUGAAGUUGGGAAAUUGCCGCUCUCAAAAACUGAAAAAUCUAAAUUAGCAGGUAUGAUGCAGCAAGGUAUUCCAAAAGAAAAGAUUUUAAUGUCCAUUCAAAGUAGUUAUUCACCAACAAAAAGAAUUGGUGUUACUCACUUAAAAGAUUUACAAAAUAUUUCUAGAGGUAUUCAGGUAAAUAAUGAAAUUGUUUUUGACACUAAUGAUGCAGUAUCGGUGGACUUAAAAGUCCAGAAAAUGAAAGCUGAAUCUGGUUGUCCAAUUUUGUUGUACAAGAAAGUUGGUGACGAACUGCCAGGUUUUCAAGGUGUAUCAAGGGAUGAUUUCCUUUUAGGGGUUAUGAAUGGUGCCCAACUUAGGUUGCUGGAAUUAAACAGCAGCUGUAUUAUGAUAGACUCUACUCAUGGUAUGAAUCAGUAUGGAUUUCAAUUAACUUCUGUACUUGUCAAUGAUGAUAAUCAUGAAGGUUUUCCUGUUGCUAUUUUCUGGCAUGUUCGCAGAGCAUGGAAUAAAAACUUAUCUAAAAUAAAAAACAGUGACUUAAGGUUAAAAAUUGCAAAUGAGUUAGUGCAAAUAAUGCACGAAAUUGACAUAGUGUCUUUCAAAAGAAUUUCGGAUAUCUUUGUCACCAGCUGUUUGUCUAAUGAAGAAACAAAAGCUUUUGGAGAAUAUUUCUACAAAAAUUAUAUGUCUCAGCCUGAGAAAUGGGCCUAUUGCUAUCGAAUUGGAUUAGGGGUUAAUACAAAUAUGAAAGUUGAAAGGUGGCACAAGCAGCUUAAGUAUGAACAUGGUAACGCAAAGGUGAUAAAGAGACUAGAUUAUUCUUUAUCUUUGGUGUUAAAUGCUAUUGCAAGGAAACUGAUGAAUCGUGCAAUAUCUUUAGAACGUCAUAAAUUGACAACUAGGGUCACAGAAAUUCGUAAGCGACACAGACAGAGUAUGAGUAUGCCUGAAUAUCAGGUAAUUGAAAUCGAGCCUAAGAAACAGUGGUCAGUUUCGAAGGCUGUUAUUUCAAGAGAAAUUACAUUUUAUGAUGUUCGGAUUCAUGAUCCUUGUGCAUGUAGCAUAAGGUGUGAUGACUGUAAUAUUUGUAUUCAUGCAUUCUCCUGUACUUGUAUUGAUUAUAGUAUCCGUUUCAGUAUUUGUAAGCAUAUUCAUCACGUAUGUCAAAACCAGGUAACUGAAGUUCAGAGAUCUGGUGUGACAGAAAAUGAUGAGUUUCAUUCAGAUAAUUUGGUAAUUGAUGUGACUGAGAGGGAUUCCAGGCAUGCCGAAAGAACGUUCGGCGAUAGUUAA